AAUUCAAUCUUUGGUCCUUAUAUUUUCAAAAAGUCCGAACAGGACCGGAUCAAUUUGGACCAAUUUAAUCGGACCGUAUAACCACCCCUAAUUGAACCAACAUAUUUUUUUGGAAAACCUAAAUAACUUAAUCAAUCGUUACUAAUUUCAUUUGAUCUACAGUGCUAUAUGAUAACACUUAAUACAAAUUAGAGAAAGAAUCCUCGUCGACUGCAUCACUCAAACUCACUUGAGAUGAGGACAAGAACCAAAACUGCCAUCAAUCGAUCGAUCGACCACCACAUCAAGAAAAAUAUAAGGGACAACCAUACAAAUCAACAGGAAAAAAACCUGACUUUUACUAGAAAAAAAAUGUAGCAACAAUCUUAACUUGGACUCCACCUCAUUUCACGUGGUUUGCACCCCAAUCCAAUCUCUUUCCAAAUAAAAGAGAAAACGCUAAAAAAAAAACUGCCAAUUUCCGCGACCCCUUUCCAGUCGAGUAAAAAUGAAGAAGAAGUUAAAAACAAAAACCUUCCACGAAAUUUCCAGCCUUUCUCCCCCUUCUCGUUCAUCCACUGUCAGGUUUCCUUCCUUUUAUUUACCGUCAAUGAACUCCCGGUGUCAUGCAUAAUCUGGAGAGUGUAGGAAAUUUCGCACAAAGGUUUUCCGGUGAUCGCGCGAGUAACGCCACCGCUCCUCUGUCUCUCUCUGUUUUACACUUUCUAUAUAUUAAAACCCUUUUCAACCGGCACAACAUAUCACAUAAGUCCUACCUACUUCCAUUUUUUUUUUCUUCUUCCCACCACUUCGUCAAACCCCUACUUUGCUGAACUUUGCACGCCAAGUGGAAAGCUAAAAAAAAAAAAAAUGACAAGCGGCGCUGGUGACAGGGAGGUCUCCAUCGUCGUCGUCGCUCCGGAGACAGAAAUCAGGACCCAGGAGGAUACCGGCGGCAGCUGGAAUACGGUUGUUAGUAAUGGGAAAGGGGCGACGAAAUCGCCGCCCGACUGUACUGGGUUCCAAAAGGGGACGGCUUUUUGGAAGAAUCUUCAGCUAGUGGUUCUUGGGACCAAGCUGGCCGUGCUCUUCCCUGCCAUUCCUCUCGCCAUUGUUGCCGAUUUCUACAGCUUCGGAAAGCCAUGGAUAUUCGGUUUUAGCUUGCUUGGACUGGCCCCACUCGCUGAACGUGUCAGCUUCCUCACUGAGCAAAUUGCUUGCUUCACUGGUCCUACGGUUGGAGGGCUCUUGAAUGCAACUUGUGGGAAUGCAACAGAGCUAAUAAUAGCAAUGUUUGCUCUAAGACAGAGGAAAAUCCAUGUCCUCAAGUACUCUUUGUUCGGCUCCAUUCUCUCUAAUCUCCUUCUGGUCCUUGGGAGCUCUCUUCUCUGUGGAGGUUUGGCUAACAUAAAAAAGGAGCAGAGAUAUGACAGAAAGCAGGCUGAUGUGAACUCACUACUUCUGUUACUGGGCUUGUUGUGCAACCUACUGCCGUUGCUGCUCAAGCAUGUAAUGGGGAAAGGGCCAGCCACUGCCUACUCUACUCUUCAGCUGUCAAGAGUGAGCAGCAUUUUUAUGCUUCUGGCAUAUGCUGGAUACAUAAUCUUCCAGCUUAAAACACACAGGCAUUUCUUUGAAUCCCAACAGGAAGAUGGAGAAUCAGAGGAGGGAGAAGAAGAAGGGGCAGUGAUCGGAUUCUGGAGUGCCUUCAUUUGGUUGGUUGGCAUGACAGUUUUCAUAGCCUUGUUAUCUGAAUAUGUUGUGGGCACAAUUGAGUGUGCUUCGGAUACGUGGGGGAUUUCGGUGGGAUUCAUCAGCAUAAUUUUGCUGCCCAUUGUUGGCAAUGCAGCGGAACAUGCUGGAUCUAUUAUCUUUGCUUUCAAGAACAAGCUGGACAUUUCCCUGGGAGUUUCUCUUGGUUCUGCAACUCAAAUUUCAAUGUUUGUGGUACCCUUUUGUGUUCUAGUAGCCUGGAUUAUGCACGUCAAUAUGGACCUGGAUUUCAGCCUCCUUGAAACUGGUUGUCUAGCUUUCACGAUUGUCAUCACGGCCUUCACUUUGCAGGAUGGGACCUCUCACUACUUGAAAGGGGCAGUUCUUGUUCUGUGCUACGUUAUUAUAGCAGCAUGUUUUUUUGUUUAUAAAGUUCCACAAGAUGAAUUGGAUUCGUACCCAGGGAUCAAACCCUUCACCGGAGUGUUUGCCUCCUAGCUGCAUUUCGAGAACUUCACUGGUUCGAGAAUUUCCAUCAGCCUGUCAUGGCAACAAAUGAGGCGACAAGAAGCAACACAGAGGAAUUUCAUGUGCAUCAGGGAUCCGGCAACAUGAUACUGAUUACUGAUAGCUUGAAUUAGUAUUGUAUAAGCAUCAGCAGUUUAGCAAUUAAGAACUGUUGACGAAACUUUUUAUGGAACUGUGUUGUACAUAGCUCUGUCUCCUUCCAAGUCUGUUGUAGUAGCUGUUGGGAGAGGAAGCUUGCCAUAUGUGAGUUGACCAUAGCCGCUUAAGUCUUCAGCCCCUUGAAAACCUUGAAGUGGUUUUAAAAGUAAUCCAUUCAGCAUUCUCCAACGAAACGCUGACAUUGUGGUUGCCGUCUCCAAUUGGAUUGUACAUGUCGAACUUCAUGACUGAGUUUUCUUGCAUUUCACAUUGAUUCAACUUUAGCUUAACUUAGAGGGAGUCAGUUUCCUUUCUGGUCUUUUGUUGACACCUAAAAUUAAUUUGGCCGAAAUUAAAUGCCGCAUUAAUUAGUCUCGGCAUUUAAUUCGAUACCGCGGGUUAAAAACGAUGACGUUUGGAGUUAAGCGGCGUCGCGGAGAGUUAAAACAGUACCGCAAGGAAGCUCGGCGGUACCGCGGCAUGGGAAACGACACCGCUUAAUGAAAAACAAAAGGGGUCACGCGUGUAGUUGGGUUGGAGAAGGGAGUUUUAUAAUUAAUUAUUACCUUUAUUCCUUGUAGGAAUGGGAAAAUCGGUACCGCAUGGAGAAUUAAAACGGUAUUGCAAGGAAGCUCAGCGGUACCGCGGCACCGGUCACCAAAAAACAAAAGAGGGGCCGCGCGUUAGUUGAGUGUUGGGGAAUGAGUUUUGUUUACUCUAAUUAAUUAUUAUUAAUUUUUAUUCCUUGUUGGAUAUGGAGAAGCGGCACCGCGGAGAGCUAAAACGGUGCCGCGGAAUUAAAAACAGUACCGCUAUACUAGCAAACGAUAGUGUUUAAUAAUAAACAGUGUCGCGGAAGAGAAAAAAACAAACGGCUGGUUGGGGAAGAAAACUACACCGCAAGGCUGGAAGCGGAGUCGUUUAAUAUCAAAACGACACUGCUUAAAGCAUCAACAACGCCGUGAUAUUACUAGGCGUUCGAGACCAUACCACGGCGGGUUGGAUUUUGGCGAGUCCCGGCAAGACCAACGGCACUACAAGACGAGAACAACAGUACCGUUUUCAGCGAUGCCGCGGAAAGACCAACGGUACGGUUUGGUUGAAAAACAAAACAAUGUCGCGGAAUGGAAAACGACAUUGUUUGACAGCAUCGUUUGAAAAGCGAUGCCGCGGAAAGGUAAAACGACACCGCGUCAGUGGGUAAGAGUUCGGCCAAAGGCGGCCCGCCAAGCCCAACGACAGCCCAAGACUAGAAAACGACGUUGUAUGAUAGGCUAACGGUGUUGUUGGUCAAACCGGGUCGAGGCAAUUGAGUGGUGAUUAUGAAACGGCAUCGAUUAGUGAAAGGUGAUGCCGCGGUAUUGGUGAAACGACAUCGUUACAUGGACAAGGUUGUAGGAUUUGGCUCAACGUCGUUUCGCCAAGUUUAUGCAAACAGGAGCGGUUUCGAGGGCACGUGACUAUCACGCAACAAGGAGGAAGUUACCUGCACGGUUGACAGGAGUGAAGACGUGGGAGACAAAGGCGCGAAGGCAGUUACUACGACGGGGAGAAGCGCGAAGUAUAAAGAUCGGGAAGAGAGAGAAGCAAGGAGGGCAAAAUCAAAUCACAAACUGCAC
This is a messenger RNA of Linum trigynum, 3977 nucleotides long. The record is from the annotation of a GenBank genome assembly. NCBI's taxonomy places the organism in Eukaryota, Viridiplantae, Streptophyta, Magnoliopsida, Malpighiales, Linaceae.